AUGGCGAUGAAAUGGUCCUUCAUUGGGAUAUUGGCCGUAGGCGCCACGGUCGUUUCCUCUAGCCCCGCGCCUGCGUUAAAGGGACGAUCUAUACUUCAUGAGCGUCGCGAUGUUAACCACGAACUAAGUUGGAAUAAACGAGACCGGGCCCCAUCCGACGAUGUUUUUGAGAUGCGCAUUGGUCUCAAACAGCAGAAUCUGCAUCGAGGUUAUGAUCUACUCAUGGAUGUAUCGAAUCCGAAGUCCCCUAAUUACGGAAAAUAUUGGACGCCGGAUGAAAUUGUUCAUAUGUUCGCGCCAGCAGGAGAGGCUGUCAAAGAAGCAAAGAAUUGGUUAAAUUCAUCGGGGAUUGGUGGCGAGCGUGUUGCACUCGCUGCGAGUAAGGGCUGGCUUGUUUUCAAUGCGACGGUCGGAGAGGCGGAGAAGCUCCUUCAGACAGAGUACUGGCAUUAUGAGGGCGACGAAGGGCAGAUCGCCGUGGGCUGUGAUGAAUAUCAUGUUCCGGCUCAAUUGAGUGAGCAUGUCGAUUUCGUCUACCCAGGGGUCGCGAAGGCCGAAAGUAGGAAGUCGAAUAGCCUCGCAAGACGAAGGAAGCGUGAAACAAGACAGCACAAGACCAUCCGUCCAGGGAAACUCAUAGGCCGCCAAGAGUCCAACUGCUCUGCAGUAGCAACACCGGAGUGCAUCGCGAAGCUUUACAAGAUUCCACCAGCAGAUAAAGCGCACCCCAACAACUCCAUGGGAAUUUUCCAGAAGCAAUCUUGGUACCAAGAACGGGAUUUGGACUUAUUCUUCAAGACCUACGCUCCGAAUAUCCCUCAAGGAACUCGACCGCAGAACUUGAGCAUCGACCUAGCUGUCUGGCACUACAAUGAGAACGAUACCCACGUCAGCUAUCCAGAUGAAGCAGACCUAGACCUCGAUGUCGCGUAUCCCAUCAUCUAUCCUCAGAAGGCCACAAUUUACCAAGUGGAUGAUGAGUACUAUAACCUCCAUUCGGCAAAUGCAUACUUUGGCCUGUUCAACACCUUCCUCGAUGCUAUCGAUGGCUCUUAUUGCAACUAUUCGGCAUAUGGCGAAACGGGAGACAACGCCGUGUACGAUCCUGCCUAUCCCGAUAACCACACUACCAUCGCUCCGGGCAGACCGGUACCAUUCGACCCUGGAAAUUAUAAGGGAGAGCGUAUGUGCGGCGUAUACAAACCGACGAACGUGAUCUCGAUGUCGUAUUCGAGGGUAGAGUCUACGUAUAGCGUCCCGUACCAAAUGCGACAAUGCAACGAAUGGAUGAAGCUAGGCCUCCAAGGCGUGACUGUUGUAGGAUCGUCCGGUGACAGCGGCCAGCUUGCGAAUAAUCAAUGUCAUCAUUCUAGUUUUAGCACGUUUUACGCUAGCCACCCCGGAAACUGCCCUUACAUCACGUCGAUCGGUGGCGUAAUGCUGCAGUCAAACGGUACCCUAGCCGCUGCCAAUGUUAAGGAUAUACCCUGGGCUACGUCUGGCGGAUUCUCUCAGUAUUUCCCGAGACCGGAUUAUCAGGAGACGGCUCUUUCGACUUACUUCUCAAAACAUGACCCAGGCAUCGACGCUGCUUAUAACAAAACUGGAAGGGGUUUCCCGGAUAUUUCUGCCCUUGGUAGGAACGUGGCUGUGGCCGUUUUGGGUGAGCUAGGCGUUGCCGAUGGAACAUCUGCUUCCACGCCCUUGAUCGGUGCCAUGUUCAAUAGGAUUAACGAAGAGAGGCUCGCCGUGGGUAAAUCCACUAUCGGAUUUGUGAACCCAGUGCUCUAUGCCAACUCUGGCAUUUUCGAGGAUAUCACAGCUGGCGAUAAUGGGAUCUGCGGCGUCAAGGGUUUCCCGGCUGUAGAAGGUUGGGAUCCCGCGACCGGAUUAGGGGUGCCGAAUUAUCCGAAGCUAUUAGAGACCUUCAUGGCCUUACAAUAA
Molecule: messenger RNA, 1944 nt
Organism: Annulohypoxylon maeteangense
Lineage: Eukaryota; Fungi; Ascomycota; Sordariomycetes; Xylariales; Hypoxylaceae
Product: subtilisin-like protein
Exons: 4
Coding region: 1-1944 (647 amino acids)
Biological process (GO): proteolysis
Molecular function (GO): tripeptidyl-peptidase activity; serine-type endopeptidase activity
Source: RefSeq, a predicted model, not a curated record